GUCAGCAGUGUUCUUCAUCCGAACACUAGUAAAACCCCGAAGAAUAAAAUCUCACGUCACUUCCUCUUUUGCGUAAACAUGGAGUCUGGGAACACGGCAGACAACGUGAGGGACGCAAAACCUAUGGAAAAAUCUAGAAACAACAAAAAAACAGUCGAUGAAGCUGAACUUCUGACUGUCCCUGAUGGAUGGAAAGAGCAACCCUUCACCAAAGACGACAAUCCCCGUGGUUUGCUGGAGGAGAGUAGUUUCGCCACACUCUUCCCAAAGUACAGAGAAGCCUACCUGAAAGAUUGCUGGCCGUUGGUGGAGAAGGCUUUAGGAGAGUUGCACAUCAAAGCCUCCUUGGACCUGAUUGAGGGAAGCAUGAGCGUCUGCACCACCAAGAAGACCUUUGACCCUUAUGCCAUCAUUAGAGCAAGGGAUCUCAUUAAGCUCCUUGCCAGGAGUGUGUCCUUUGAGCAGGCAGUGCGGAUAUUAGAGGAUGGCAUAGCGUGUGACAUCAUCAAAAUAGGGACCUUGGUGAGGAACAGGGAAAGAUUUGUGAAGCGAAGACAGCGUCUUAUCGGCCCCAAAGGUUCCACCCUUAAAGCUUUGGAGUUGUUGACCAACUGUUAUGUGAUGGUGCAGGGCAACACAGUGUCGGCAUUGGGGCCCUAUAACGGCCUGAAGGAGGUGCGCAAGGUUGUCAUGGACACAAUGAAGAACAUUCACCCCAUCUAUAAUAUCAAGACACUGAUGAUCAAACGAGAACUGUCCAAAGACAUUGAGCUUCGCACGCAGAACUGGGAGCGCUUCCUGCCCAAGUUCCGCCACAAGAAUCUGACCAAGCGCAAGGAGCCCAAAAAGAAGAGUGUGAAGAAAGAGUACACACCAUUCCCGCCACCACAGCCGGAUAGCAAGGUUGACAAGGAGCUGGCCACGGGAGAGUUCUUCCUGCGGGAAAGUGUGAAAAGGAGGAAGAAAAUGGAAGAAAUAAAGGUCAAGCAGGCCAAGGCGCUGACCAAGAAGCAGGAGGAGCGAAUGAAAGCUUUUAUUCCUCCAAAAGAGAAGCCUUUAUUGAAGAAGGCUGCAAAAGCUCCUCUGGAAAGCAGGCUGGACAUCGCUGCCCUGAAGGACAAAGUGAGAAAAGCCAAAACCAAAAAACUGGGAGCACCACCAGUGAAUCCAGCACCUCCUCCUAGUGUAACCACAGGCAAAAAGAACAAAAAAACAAAAAUCAAAAGCUGAGCACCGCUCGAACUGUAUUGUGAUAUGUGAUAUUUUGUUUGAUGGACUCUGGAAGCACAAAAAGAUAUUCCACAGGUGGAUUGAUUACCAGAAGACCAAUUUCACCCGUGUUUUCUACGGUCGGUAUUUAUAUUUGUAAGCAUAUCGAGGAGGGCAGCUGACUGAAAUUAAAUCAACAUGUCAUGUUUGA
Doryrhamphus excisus (bluestripe pipefish) is the source of this 1420-nucleotide messenger RNA. It is a transcript of the gene krr1, whose product is annotated as KRR1 small subunit processome component homolog. Gene Ontology annotation, cellular component: small-subunit processome; nucleolus. Gene Ontology annotation, molecular function: RNA binding. Lineage: Eukaryota; Metazoa; Chordata; Actinopteri; Syngnathiformes; Syngnathidae. The record is from RefSeq and is a predicted model, not a curated record.